Molecule: messenger RNA, 7303 nt
Organism: Thunnus maccoyii (southern bluefin tuna)
Lineage: Eukaryota; Metazoa; Chordata; Actinopteri; Scombriformes; Scombridae
Product: thyroid adenoma-associated protein homolog
Exons: 31
Coding region: 71-5680 (1869 amino acids)
Biological process (GO): tRNA methylation
Cellular component (GO): cytosol
Source: RefSeq, a predicted model, not a curated record
ACCAGUGCACCGGCGUGGGUCUAGUGUGUCUGACAGCAGUUUAUCUCUGCACAGUGGAGUUAAUACAACAAUGUUGUCGUUUGAAGAUCUGAUGACAAGUCUUCAGAACUGUGUGAUCACCGAGGAUCAAACACCAGAAACACUCGGGCUCUUUAUUGAUAAACUAUCUGAAUCCUCCAGGAGUAGUGUGAAAAGAUGCAAGGAGCGCAGUUUAGAGGAGGCUGUGCAGUUGCUGAGAAAGAUUUCAGAGACACAGCUUCAUGGUUUAGAGGAGAGUCACCUCCUGCUUCUUGUCAGACUCCUCAUCUCCUUGCAGCUGCAGAUGGUCAACAUCUCCACAGCCUGUCGAAAAGUAGACCAGAUGCUGCAACACCUGGCAAAGGUGGACCACCAACUGGUUUUUAGAGAAACCCAGCUGUGUUUGCACUCCAUAACGCAGACUGAUCAGAUAUUGUCUUUUGAGGAUCUUCAGAGAGCCUGUAUGUUCCUGGAAGACAGCACUGUAGGUCGAGAAGUGUGGCGAGAGUCAUACCUGUCCUUUAUAAAUAAAGUGUCUGAGUUAUUCCCUGUUGUACUGCAACAAGAAUCCCUGAGAGAUGGACCGCUGUGUUACAUUGCUGUUAAGGUGUGUCUACAGAUAUUUCAGCUGUUGUCCAGUGAAGUGGCUCCUCUAGUGUGGAAGGAGGAGAAUGAGAACCAAGCGGUGCAGAAGAUCCUGCAGGCUCUUAUGGACAUAAUCCUCGGACAGUGCUGCAAUAGGGACACUCGUCUCCUGGCGGGCACUGCUGUGGCCAUGCUGAUCAACACAGCAUCGGAGAGCAGAGCUGCAGGUGCCGCUGCCUGGAGUCUGCUACAGGUCUCUCAUCCAGAGCCCUGGCUGCUGACUGUUGGUGGUCUUCAGGUGCAGUGCCGCCCCACAGGGAAGGACGGAGUGGACAGGCUGGCUAUGAGCAGGGGCCUCCUGACCUGCUGCCGACCUCACAUCUUGCUUGCUUCGCAUGCGGAUGCCACGAGGUGUCUGCUGCUGGAUGGUUUGUUUCCUCUGGUCUUUGCUUUGUGUGAGGAGAAGCUGGACUGUCAUCACUUUGCCUUUGAAGUGUUAACACUAUGGCUGAAGAAAGUCAAAGAAUGUCUGGCUGAUAUUUGGAAGAUGACGGGUGUUCGUCUUCUGCCGGACAACAGCAGCCUGCAACAACAACUCAUUCAUGUGAUUUGGACCAAUGCUGAAAGCCCAGUGGAGGGCGUGUCAGAAUUUGUGCGCAGUUGCUUUUGUCUGCUGCUGGACGUCUAUCAAAUGGACUGUGAGCAGUUUGGUGACAUAAAGAAGAUUCUUUAUUUAAAUCUACUUCAGCGAAUAAUCAAACUCCCAUGGGAAGCCAAAGCCAAAUAUCAUCGCCUUUGUGCUCUUCUUCCAUAUCUGGGUACUGACAUGGUGCUGGAUCAAUAUGGUGAAAUACCCAAUCAUCUCCUGAAGUGCCUGUCAACCAAUCACCUGUCACCAUGUGGAUCAGAGCUUUACAAGUGUCUGAUCCAGCAGCAGAGGCGAGAGCUUUGUGAUGGCUCGCAAAAGUCAGCUGAGUUGGAUCUGGCCAAUCAGUGGGCAAGACGUUGGCAGCCUGUCCUUCUUGAGGCGCUGACUUCUGAUGUGACUCUUCUACAGAACAACAGCUCAACACACUUACUGCCCUGCACCUUUCAAGUAUUCCCCUCUGCUGUGGAGCUGCUGCUGGCCUCCCUGGACCCGUUUGCCCCCGGCCACCUCCACGCCUGGGCCUGCAUCAUGAGUUCCUACCGGGCCACAACUGGAGGCUCUCCCUGGGCUCUGCAAGGCAGCUCGACCCUUAAAACCCUCCAGCUAGCUCUAGGAUCUGCGGAUGACAAAGUACGACUUGCUGCUCUCAGCCUCCUCUGCUGCAGCCCAAAGACCAAAGAUACUCCAACUUCAGAGGAGCUGUCAAUAAUGAGGACCUUCAUCCCUCAGAACCUGAACUGUGAGUCCUCGCCUUUUCGCCAACAUUUUCAGGCAGGAGUGAAGAAAUUUCUGGUUCGUAUCAGAGAUGGCUGCUUGGCACAUGUCAGAGGACCAAAGGGCAAGAAGAAGGAAGAUGCCACCAUCUUGGAAAGGGCACAAGAAAUGCUGGACCAGGGAAUAGGUUUUGUGGAAUGGUUGGGUGAGCUUCCUUACUGCUAUCUGGCACCAGGGCACAGCUAUCAGAGGAAAAAGACUGUGUUGCUGUUGCUGUCUGCAGUGCUGGAGACCUGCACAGACACCUGGAGCCCCGACAAAAAAAAGGGACAACCUCCAGUGAACAUGGGGUCUCUUAUUAACUGUGCAAGGCAAAAAGGAAAGUGGGAUUUCUUCUGCAAGACAAAACAGCUGGUCCUCAUCAGUUGUUUAGAAGAUUCUACAAACGAGAUUCGGGAGCUUUCGGCAGGGUUAUUGUUGAGAUUUUUCCCACCAAGUUUUCCAGAUGAUAUCGCUGCUGUGCUGCUCACACGAACCAAACAGCUCCUGUGCAGUCCUCGGGUGCAGGAGGCUCAGAUGGGAGCGCUGAUGACGAAGAUUCUCCUUCAGAAAUCACAAGACCAGUCUGAGGACUGCGGGCCGAACAGUAACAUUAAUGUCAACUGUGGAAGCAACACAAAGGCCUCCAGCUUUGUUAGACUCCUUGUGAGGGAGCUGGAGGAGCACUACCUCACAGCCAAGGCUGACAUGAUGCUUGCUGCCAGAACCAAGCCUAUACAUGGUGUUCUGAGUGCCCUUCAGAGGUGUUUGCUUGAGGCACCCAGAAGCAUCUUUGACACACUUGGCCACAGUCUGACCAUUGAGGUACUGGGCCUGCUGGAAAAUAUCUCUCUGCUUCUGCUGGGUGUGUUGUGUGGAGACACUUGUGCUACUGAGAAGGAUGCCGCCCCUUCUUUUUGUGAUAUGGGGAAUGCCAUCAGCUCUCUGAUAGCCCAAGCAUCUGGAGGAAACCAUGGGGAUGGAGAGGAGUGUGUCUUGCUCUCUGAAGAACACAGCCUCAUUCUCACCUGCUGCUGGGUCUCUCUUAAGGAAAUUGGGAUCUUUUUAGGUUCUCUGGUGGAGAGAAUUCUUGCCGAAUCCAAACCCAACAAGUGCCUACUAACAAAAGAAGAUCUAAUAAAAGCAUCAAAAGUAUUCAAAAAUAUUCUUCUCAAAUGCCGUCACUGGGGGGCAGUAGAGGGAUGCUGUGUAGGUUUCACCAAGUUCUGUGCCUGUCUACUCAGCAGCAAUGAUCCACAUCUUAGGGAUAUCCCAGCCCACAUGCUGAAACAAGGAUUGCAGGUUGUGCAGUCCCCUCGUUCUACUUCUGUGACCCGGAGGGCUGCAGGGUUGCCUAUGCUCAUCCUGUGUGUCCUGUUAGCAGAGGAGGCCAGUAAAGCACGGCCACUUUUAUCCCACAGUAUGCAAACCUUACUGGAGACAGCCAGAACCCCUCUACCUGACAGCUGGGACCAGACACUGGACCUUCCACAGGUGUGUGCGGUUCACACUUUGCAGGCCCUGGUGCGUGGCUCUGGGCUGGGUGUAGCUAUCCUUCAGUUUGCCCCUGCUGUAGCCAUCUUGUCUCUCACUCUGCUCAGUUCUCCCUGCUGGGCCAUGAGGAAUGCUGCUCUACAGCUUUACAGUUCUCUUUGCUCACGAAUGCUUGGUCAGCGGCCCAGCAGUGAAGAGGGUGGCCCUACUCAGCACGGCAUGUCGCCCCCUGCCUUCUUCUUCCACUACCCUGCGCUCCAACCCUUCCUUCUUGCAGAGCUGAGAGGGGCAGCACAUAACCUCCAGGGUCCACCUGAGGAGGCCAGACUUCGCCUGCAGCCAUCACUCUACCCUAUUCUUACUCUGUUAGCCCAACUGCAGCCUGGCGUCCAAGACUCAACUGAAACAUUGUCAGACUUCCUGCCUCCUUUACUGCAGCUGUCUGCCAGUCCCAUUUACAGUGUGAGGGUGAUGGCCUCGAAGGCUUUGGUUGCCAUGACUCCCCCCUUAGAGUACAUGAACAUCCUCAUCAAACUGACAGCUCAACUGCCCAGUCCACUGGAUCGCUGCUGUCACAACCGGCUCCACGGACAGCUGCUGCAGAUCAAAGCUGUUCUAGACAGAGCUCUCUGCACAGACAGUGCCCGUUCAGCUGACCUAUGCGAGGUGCUGAGCAGGGUGGAUGCCUCGCUGUGGCUUGCAACUGAAUCUCAGCGCUGCCCCCUGGUGAGAGCAGCCUACCUGGCCGUGGCAGACUCACUGAGAGGAUUCUGCUGCGAGACCUACCUGUCAAAGCUCUAUGACACACUCAUGUGUGAGCUCCGUACACCUCAAAAGGGGCUUCAGGUUGGACUGUCUUCCUUCCAUCAAAGAGCCGUUCAGUUUCUAUGUGCAGACCAGAAGUGGGCACGUCAAAUCUGGGACAACUUUUCUGCAGCGAGCCCUGAUCUGAGGCUCACAUUGGUCACGUGGGUGGUUGAUGGGCGAGGUUUGCAGCAGACCAGUCUGAAAGAGGUGAUCCAGAGGGUGUUGCAGUCAAACCUGAGGGAGGCAUUGUUGAGCCACUGUGUGGAGUACCACAGGACCUACCUUGCAGCCCUGGCGGCAGUGAUGGCUGGAAGUGAUUCUACUUCACCCCGAUGUCCCCCUCAGUCGGCUCUGCUGGAGGAGUCGGUUCUGCUCGAGUGUCUGGAUUUGUUGCUCGUUGACCUGGAGGAGCAGAGAGGCGGGCCAGAGUUCCUGUCGCAGGCGCUGUAUGCUGCUAAUCUACUGCUUUCCCAGCGAUCAGACUCCAGUUUUAAGAUUUCUAUGAUCCAGCGUUGGUGUAGUGUCUUGGAAUGCCACCGCUCUCCAGACGCCACCGAAGUGCUCCGGAUGGCUUGUGCUGAAGCUCUGUGUGUAGCUGGAGUCUCCCUAAUGAGCGGCAGCCCGAGAGAACACAAAACCCUGCCAGACAUCAUGAUCAGGUUGAUCAACACAGGCCUGUAUUUGCUGCAGGACCAAAGCCAGCUGGUGAGGAUGAGAGCGGCCUGUUUCACCUCCAUGUUGCAGCAUGCCAGAGGAGGAAGCCAGAAGAGCGUCUACCUUAUGCAGGUCAACCAGGCUCUGCCGUUCCUACUAGACUUGCUGCUGGAGGAGUGCUGGGAUACGCCUGGCACUUUGGAGGUGCUGUUGUGUCACCUGACUCAGCCUGACCUCAGAACUGUGCUGAGAGAGGCCUCAGACACGAGGUGUGCCAGUCUUUAUGAGCAGGAUGAGGCCAACGUGUUCGCGGAGCCCUCUGUGAUGUCUGCACAUGUGUUGCCUUACCUACUGCGGAUGGCUGAAAAGUACUCUGAAUCCUCUGCACUGGCACAAAGCCUGAUUGCAUGGGCAGAGGAGAGCGCUGCACAGGUGCUAGACAGCCUUACAGUGUGCAAAGAACUCCAGCCAGCUGACACUCUGAACUCGGCCUGGCUAUCUCUCCUCAUGGACCCCCGCUUACACAGCACCCUGUGUGGCCUGAUAACCAGGGCUGCCUUCCUCCUCCGGCUGUUGAAAACAUCUGAUGACGUACGACACCUUUGUGAUUCUUCAGCACUGCAUGAGGCUGUGCAGGAAGUUUGUAGUCUUCUCAGUCAGAGCGGUGUCCACUUCCCCACUGCUUUAACAGCUGCUGUGGCUGGAGACCUGCCACUAUGACAGUACGGAGGAGCUUUUUCCGUACGCUCAAUGAGCAAAGGCUUUUGGCCCAUGAGGCAGCGGAUAAAAUUACCUGUGGAUAUUUCUGGACUGUCUAUGACAUCUACAUGUGCAGCUUUAGUGUGAAUGAGUAGUGCAACUGCUGAUGCUGCAGUACACCAGCACUUGGCAGACUGAGUAAGUUAUGUAAGAGCUCAGUGGCUGCACCCAGUUGUAUCCAUCAUCAUAUUACCUAUACAGAGUAGAGACCCGUUAGGUGGAGAACAGUGUAGAACAUUUCCUCACAACCUCUCAUGGCCUCUUUUUUGCUACAAUCCUUUUAACAAAGACAGCUUAUAAAAUGAAAUGAAACUUUUGAGGCUUUAUUCAUUUUUUUUAAUAAACAGUUUUAAUAUAGGUAGGAUUGCCCCCUACCUGGACAGCCCCAGGUCUGUCUGUAUGCUCAUUCUCAUUCCCAGAGCUGACCUCUGUUAUUCUGUGUUGUAUGUUCAUGUCUCAACUGCAACAGUAGCCACGUUCAGACUGAUGCAGUGAUGUAAUGCAACAGCAUCUGGAGAAAUUGGCUACUUGGUGCCCAGCAGGGGAAUAUAGUGUACGGUUUAAUGCCCCAUUAGAGGCCUUCUGCCUCAAUAAGUGUCCAUUUUCCAGCCACAUGAGGGCUGAAGAUGAUUGGGUAGAUCUGAUAAAGAGCUGGCGGUUGCUCCGCAACGCACCACACACUAGAGGAGUCUUACAUCACCACAGAGCUUUUGUUUGAGAUAGAGGGUACAGUACAUGCUGUGGUUGGUCCAUUUUAGGCAAUUAACUAAAUGUACAUUGAAGUUUUUGACCAUCAUGUGAUGGUUUUAUUUCCUUGGGGUAUGAUAUUGUUAGUGCUGAUACAAUUGUCAGAAUAUAAGUAUGGGAACAACCAAUAUAUCAACAUAUGACUGUAAACAAGCAGAUUUCCACUUUUUUUACUCUAAUUUUUACUGUACCACUUUUUUUUUUACUGUACCGUUCUUCUGCACGUACGUACCUCUGUAUCAGUUCAGGUUUCCAUUGUGUUUGCUUGAAGCAUUGUAGUUUUGAGCACAUAGAUUAUGCAACAGCUAUGACAUAAAGCCUGUGAUAAUGAUUCAUACUUAUAACUAGUGCAGUGUAUUUCCUGAUGACCCACGCCAAAAUGAGCACCUGGUGUGUACAGCUCCAUGAGAUUAACAUGCACCUCAAAGGACGCUACAGAUGGUUCUUGUUGAGAACAUGAAUGAACAUAAUACUACAUCAAGAUAAUGACUAAUAAAUUAAAAUUGUAGGGCCAACUGUGACGUACAUCAUCAUUAAGUGUGUUGAACUAAGCCAACCUACACAACAGUAUAUAUUUAAGGCGGGAGAAGAUGGCGGCGUGUACAGAUAGAGCCGCUCUUCAGGGAUCAUUACAACUUUCACACUUACUCUACUUUUGUUUUAACUGUUUUAACUUGCGCAUAAAGGCUCAGGGACUGUGAUGCAUAAAUGUUAGUGUUUUCUAGUGUCACUUAUUUUUGCACCUUGAUCCCAGAGAAAUGCUCUCUCAUUCUGCCUUACACAGAGAUAUAUGGUAAGAUGACAAUAAACUUGGACAAUAAACUUGAUUUGAUUUGA